Pelagomonas calceolata is the source of this 794-nucleotide messenger RNA. Lineage: Eukaryota; Pelagophyceae; Pelagomonadales; Pelagomonadaceae. The record is from the annotation of a GenBank genome assembly.
CUCCGGUUGCACUGCGUCCAGCCCGGCUCAGUCCUCUAUCUUGCAUUCUAACAGGCCUCUGGACCCGUUGCGCGCGUGCACGCGAACUGCAGCUCUCGCUGCGCCCCGGCAUCACAACUUGCAGACACUGCACACCAAGUGCCAAUCAUGCCGCGCCGGCGACGAACCGGGAUGGUGGUGCUGGCGUGCGGCGCGACGGCGUUCCAGCAGCCACGCGCGCGUCGCGCCUUAACGCGGCGCGCCGCCGAGGAGCCGGACCUCGCCGAGCUCAAGAGCCUCUUCGAGGCGCAGCCGCGGGCGCCGCGGGCGGACGACGACGCCGGCGACGGCGACGAUGAUGAUGAUGAUGGCGACCUCGGGUCGCUCUUCGCGCCGCCGCCCGCGCGCGAGGUGAGCGCGGCCGAGCGCGACGCGUUCGUCGCGAGCCUCAAGCUCGAGGACAUCGUCGACGAGGGGUACGCCCGGGCGCGCGAGACGAUCGAGGAGACGGCCGACGCGCAGCGGCGGGACGAGGCCGCGGAGGUGCGGAAGGCGCUGGACGCGGCCGUCGCCGAGGUCGAGAAGAGCGAGCGCGAGGCCCUGGAGGCGCUCGAGGGCCGCGUGGGGGCGCUCGUGGACAAGGUCGGGGCGCGGGAGGCGGACUUCGAGAAGGCCGUGCGCGACGCGCGCGCGGCCGCUUCUCAAAUGGAGGCGUUCGAGCGCGACGCGGGGACGUACAAGCUCGCCGCGGGCGGCGCCGCGGUCCUACUGCUGGCGACGACGUUCCUCGCGUCUCAGUAAUGAUAUUAGUCGGA